CGAGGUGCGAGAUGUUGAACCGCUGAGGGUGAUUGGGGUCGUGAGCAUCUCAGGCAGUUGCUAUAUAGCCUGCCUUCGCCCUGCCAUCCUAUUGUGAGCGCACCAUCACGAUCCAGCCCAUCUCUCUCCCGGCAUGCUUCCCUCCAUCCUCUCCCUUCUCUCGCUCGCCACCGCGGCGAUAGCUCUUUCACACACGCCCUUCGCGUCCCGCCAGGCACCCAACACCAUUUACCCCUCUGACCCGGUAGGCCAGACGGCCUCAUGGAACCUGACGGCCUUCGCCCUGCCGAUCAAGAAGAGUCUCGCUCAGUCGAUGGCCAAUGGGCAUAAGCUGCUGCCCGUACGCGGCUUGCCUGCAGGGUACCUGAAGGAAGACGAGCAUCCCCUCAUCCUGUAUGGCGGACUGCAGCACGACAUCAGGCAGGUUGGUGUGACCAUUCCCAACCUCGUAAUCCAACGGACACUGCUCCCUUUCGUCGACGCCAGCAAUGACGGCAGCACAGCCUUUACUCGCAUCCCGACGGUGAUCUACAUCUCUCAGCUCGUUCCUGCCCUAGCUGGUACCCUUCAACAACUCAACAACAUGGUCCUUGCUAACUUCGACCCUCCCGAUGCCGCGUACAAGUCCAUCGGGGGCGGACAAAUGAGCUUGAGCGUGGACGUCGGCGUCAAGCUCGACGGCCUGCUCGGUCUGCCCACUCCAGACUCGCCGGUGGUGAAUGCCAUCUUCAGCAGGGCUGGCAGCAGUAACAGAAAGUCGAUCCAUCCGAAAUUCUUCAAAGGCGUGCUCAGUGCCCCGUACGAGCAUACGGAUAUCCCAACGUGCACAAAGCAGACUUUCUACUUUGAUGAGACAUAUGCUCACCCGUUCAGAGUCAAGGGCAGCACGGUACAGGUGCUCUUUCCCUCACUGCCGUCGGCCAUGACAUUCAAGAACGUCUAUGGAUUGAGCAUUGCUGCACAGUGGGACAAUCCGUUCGGCCCUGGCCAGUCCUGCGCGUCCUUGAGGAGCGACGCUCAAGCCGUCAAGUACGAGUGAUCUUAUGGUACACCGCAGACUCGACCGUGGCGUCGAAUCGUCGCGCUCCACGCGUUGCUCGUUCCACAGCGCUCGACGUUCCGAGCUGGCC
Molecule: messenger RNA, 1130 nt
Organism: Jaminaea rosea
Lineage: Eukaryota; Fungi; Basidiomycota; Exobasidiomycetes; Microstromatales
Exons: 4
Coding region: 134-1039 (301 amino acids)
Source: RefSeq, a predicted model, not a curated record